Mercenaria mercenaria is the source of this 654-nucleotide messenger RNA. Its product is annotated as E-selectin-like. Lineage: Eukaryota; Metazoa; Mollusca; Bivalvia; Venerida; Veneridae. The coding region runs from base 1 to 654 and encodes 217 amino acids. The transcript has 4 exons. The record is from RefSeq and is a predicted model, not a curated record.
AUGGCCAUGAUAACAAUGUUUUACCUUCCCUAUAUCAGUGCAGUGUUAGGGGAUUGUGGAAGCCUGUCUAGUCCAGAGAAUGGACUGAUAGAUCUACCUGGAGGUACUACAUUCGGACAGAUCGCAACUUUCUCUUGUCACCUUGGUUACAUACUGCAGGGACAGCAGGAACUAGUGUGUACUGGGAAUAGUGUUUGGGAUAACGUAGCACCUACCUGUCAGAUAAAUGAUUUGUAUUGUGGAGGUGUGUUAGAUCCACAGCAUGGUUCUGUCUCCACCUCGGAUUUGUCAAGAUUAAACAGUACAGCAACUUACAGAUGUAACACUGGAUAUAGAAUGGUAGGGCCAGAGACCAGAACUUGUUCUGAAAACAUGGCUUGGGAACCAGACCAGGACACUGAAUGUAUAAUACAAGAUUGUGGGAUACUUCGUAAUCCAUUGAACGGCAAUGUAGAUCAGUCAUCAGGAACUACCUAUGGUCAGACAGUAACUUUCUCGUGCAGUGUAGGAUAUCAGAUAUUUGGUGCUGAGCAAGCCACGUGCAUGGCUGAUGGGAGUUGGAGUACCACCUCACCUUUGUGCCAGAUAACAAGUAUGUUAUUAUCCAUUUUUGACAGGAGAAGUUUUAUGUGGAAAGGUGGAGUUAUGAAGUAA